This is a messenger RNA of Pelobates fuscus (common spadefoot toad), 1928 nucleotides long. RefSeq names its product FUS RNA binding protein (gene FUS). Gene Ontology annotation, biological process: regulation of DNA-templated transcription. The transcript is spliced from 15 exons. Gene Ontology annotation, cellular component: nucleus. The record is from RefSeq and is a predicted model, not a curated record. Lineage: Eukaryota; Metazoa; Chordata; Amphibia; Anura; Pelobatidae. Gene Ontology annotation, molecular function: RNA binding; transcription coregulator activity. Bases 79 to 1728 code for a protein of 549 amino acids.
AGGCCCGCCCCACACAGUGCGGCGUGGAAAGCAGGGAGAGCGGAGUUUGUGCGAGUCACCGAGACAAAUCUGCGCAGCAUGGCUACUAACGAUUAUUCACAGCAGGCAAGCCAAGGGUAUGGGGCUUACCCCUCCCAGCCAGCUCAGAGCUAUUCCCAGCAGGGAAGCCAGCCCUACAGCCAGCAGAGCUACAGCGGCUAUGGCCAGUCUGGAGCUGCUUCAUCUUAUGGACAGAGUGGUGGCUACAGCUCCUCUUAUGGGCAAGACCAGAACUCUGGAUAUAGCUCACAGUCUGCCCCUCAGAGCUAUGGGACUGGAAGCUAUGGUAAUUCCCAAUCUUCCCAAAGCACCUACUCUGCAGGACAGCAACCAUCUCAGUCCUCCUACUCCAGCUACCCCCAGCAGCCUCCAGCCAGCAGUAACACUGGAAGUUAUGGCAGCAGCUCUCAGACUCCUUCUUACCAGCAACAACAGAGCACUGGCUAUGGACAACAACCCAGUGGUGGUGGCAGUGGUUAUGGUGGACAACAGAGUGGCUACGGGGGCCAACAGCAAUCUAGCUAUGGGAGCCAACCGAAUCAAAGCAGCUACAGCAGUCAGCAGCCUAGCUCGUAUGGACAGCAGUCCAGCUACAAUUCCCCGCAGGGCUAUGGCCAACAGCAAGCACAGUAUGGUGGUGGAGCUGGAGGAUACAACCAGGAUUCCCCUUCCAUGGGCAGUGGAGGCUAUGGUGGCUCUGACCAGGGAAGCUUUGGUGGGCCAGAUGGCAGGGGCAGAGGUCGUGGAGGCUUUGGUGGGCGCGGAGGCUUUGACCGAGGUGGUAGAGGCAGCCGUGGAGGUCGAGGAGGAAUGGGCGGUGGUGAUCGGGGAGGAUUCAGUAAAUUUGGUGGACCACGUGAGGGAGGACCUCCCCCCAGACAUGACAUGGGUGGUGCUGAACAAGACAACUCUGACAAUAACACAAUCUUUGUGCAAGGCCUUGGUGAGAAUGUAACAGUAGAGUCAGUAGCAGAAUACUUCAAACAGAUUGGAAUCAUUAAGACUAACAAGAAGACUGGAUUGCCCAUGAUAAAUCUCUACACGGAUCGUGAGACUGGAAAACUGAAGGGUGAAGCAACGGUCUCCUUUGAUGAUCCACCAUCUGCUAAAGCUGCCAUAGACUGGUUUGAUGGCAAGGAGUUUUCGGGUAACCCUAUAAAGGUGUCCUUUGCUACAAGGAGGGCAGAUUUCAAUAGCCGUGGUGGUGCUGCUGGUGCUGGUGCCAAUGGCCGAGGCAGAGGACGUGGAGGUCCCAUGGGACGAGGGGGCUUUGGAGGUCCACCUGGCCCAGCCAGCAGCAGAGGAGGAGGAGGUGGUGGUGGUGGAGGAGCAGGAGGAUAUCCUAGCGGUGGUGGAGGACAACAGCGAGCUGGAGACUGGAAGUGUCCCAACCCAACCUGUGAUAACAUGAACUUCUCCUGGAGAAACGAGUGUAACCAGUGCAAGGCACCCAAACCAGAUGGACCCGGCGGGCCAGGUGGAUCUCACAUGGGUGGUGGUGGUGGAGGUGGAUUCGGUGAUGACCGAAGGGGUGGCCGUGGCGGUUUUGACCGUGGAGGCUUUAGAGGAAGGGGUGGAGAUAGAGGUGGUUUCCGGGGAAGCAGAGGGGGAGACCGUGGAGGUUUUGGACCAGGCAAAAUGGAAUCCAGGGGGGACCACAGACAAGACAGACGAGAGAGGCCAUAUUAGCUGUCGCCAGCAGACUUCUACCUUCAAUUUGUUUUGGUUUUAUUUUGUAUUUUCAGGUGUAUCCUAUGGAUUCUUGCUGAAUAUUCUGUUCAUGUACACUUUGUAUUGCGUCCACUGUGCGCCUGUGAAUUUUAUUAGUCUUUGUAUAAAGUCCCUUACCCAUUAAACAGAUGCCCUUUUGAUUGUGGGGUUUUUCAUAA